Molecule: messenger RNA, 1386 nt
Organism: Parus major (Great Tit)
Lineage: Eukaryota; Metazoa; Chordata; Aves; Passeriformes; Paridae
Product: ammonium transporter Rh type B-like
Exons: 1
Coding region: 1-1386 (461 amino acids)
Biological process (GO): ammonium transmembrane transport; ammonium homeostasis
Cellular component (GO): plasma membrane
Molecular function (GO): ammonium channel activity
Source: RefSeq, a predicted model, not a curated record
AUGGCUGUGCCACCCUCCACCUACCCCCGUCGCCUCCUGCCCCUCUUCCUGGGGCUUUUCCAGGGCACCCUGCUCCUCUUCUUUGCCCUCUUCAUCACCUAUGAUGAGCCCUCAGCACAGGCAGAGGAUACCAACUUGGUGGCCAACCAGGUCUACAGCACCUUUCCCUUUUUCCAGGACAUCCAGGUGAUGCUGGUGGUGGGGCUGGGACUCCUGCUGACCUUCCUGCCCCACUACGGGUUCAGCGCCUUCACCCACAACUUCCUCCUGCUCAACUUCUCCAUGCAGUGGGCGCUGGUGCUGCAGGGCCUGCUCCAUCACUUCCACCACGGCCAGAUCCACCUGGACCUCCACAAACUCCUCAUCUCUGAGUUUGCUGCUGUGACAGUGCUCAUCUCCGUGGGGGCCAUCCUGGGGAGGGCCAGCCCCUGCCAGCUGCUCGUCAUGGCCAGCUGUGAAAUCCCCAUCUACCUGGCCAGCGAGUGGGUCAUCGUCACCUGUCUGGGCGUUCUGGAUGUGGGCGGCACCAUCACAAUCCACGUCUUCUCCUGCUAUUUCGGCCUUGGUGUGUCCAAGGCUCUGUUCAGGGCAACACAGCAGCCGCUGCACCCCAAGGAGACCCCAACACCCAGCUCUGACCUCAUGUCGCUGGUGGGGACACUCAUCCUCUGGGUUUUCUGGCCCAGCUUCGUGGCUGUCCUCUGCCAACCGGGCGAUGCCCAGCACCGCGCCAUCCUGAACACCCUCCUGGCCAUGAGUGCCGGCGCCAUAACCACCGUGGUGGCCUCCAGCCUGCUGGAGAGGGACGGCAAGCUCAGCCCCGGCCACCUGCAGAACGGCAGCCUGGCCGGCGGGGUGGCCAUCGGCGUGGUGGCCGACAUGGCCAUGCCACCAGUGGCCGCUCUUGCCCUGGGCAGCCUCUCGGCCGUGGCGUGUGUCCUCGGCUUCAGGUUCCUCAGCCCGCUCCUGCGGAGGAAGCUCACGCUCCACGACCAGUGUGGCAUCCACAACCUCCACGGCUUGCCCGGCAUCCUCGGCGCCGCAGCCAGCGUCGUGGCCAUCCUGGUGGCAUCCAAGGACACCUCCGGGCCACAACCCUCCCAGCUGUCCCCCACUGGGGGCAAUGCCAGUGAGGUGGUGGAGGGACAGAGGGGGGUGGCCGGGCAGGCGCUGUGCCAGGCAGCGGGGCUGGCGGUGGCCGUCGGUGCCUCGCUGCUCGCCGGGCUGCUCACCGGUGCCGCUCUCCGGCUGCCCUGCCUGGCCCGGCCGCCCGAGCGGCUCUGCUUCGAUGACUCGCAGUAUUUUAAGAUCCAGGAUGAGGCUGAGAGCCCAGAGCCAGACAACAGCGCAGAGGAAGGAGCCCUGGCUCUGAAGGAGCAGGUUUAG